UUUAAGCUAGUUAGGAAUAUAAAGGAGAAGUACAGAAUCCUAGAUAGAGAUACCUACAACUUUAAUAAGACUAGGUUUAUAAUAGGCAUAAUUAGGUCUAAGAUAGUUGUUACAGGUGCAGAGAGACGUAAUCGACCUCAGCUUGUUCAGCUAGGUGAUUGCGAGUGGGUAACAGUCAUCCAGAGCGUCUGCGCUGCUGGAUCUUGUACCCUGCCUUUCAUCAUCUACAAAGGACGCGUUCACAUCUCUGCCUGGUACGAGGAGGCAGAUAUACCACGCAAUUGGAAGCUCUCCGUCUCCGAGAGCGGCUGGACGAACAACGCGCUCGGCCUUGAGUGGCUGAAGCACUUCGACGCGCAUACAAAGGCGAGCCAGGUGGGGGCGUACAGGCUGCUCAUUUUGGACGGCCAUGAGAGCCACCUCAACCAGGAUUUUAAGGACUACUGCCUUAAAAACAUAAUCCUUACCCUCUGCAUGCCACCUCACUUAUCGCACAUCCUCCAGCCGCUUAAUGUAGUCUGCUUCUUGCUGUUGAAGCGCAAGUACUCUUAG
This is a messenger RNA of Didymella exigua CBS 183.55, 552 nucleotides long. Its product is annotated as CENP-B protein. NCBI's taxonomy places the organism in Eukaryota, Fungi, Ascomycota, Dothideomycetes, Pleosporales, Didymellaceae. Gene Ontology annotation, cellular component: nucleus. The annotation marks the transcript as partial. The record is from RefSeq and is a predicted model, not a curated record. Gene Ontology annotation, molecular function: DNA binding. The transcript has 2 exons.